UGGAGUUCAGAAAGACAGAAAACGUUUAUACUUUAUAUAGGUUUAGACGCUGAUUAGACAUGGUAGGUAUGAGUAUGACGAGCUCUAAUCGGCUAUGUCGAGUCCAGUGAUUCAUUCUAAUCAUUCCAAUCGUGUAACGCUUUUCGUACUCCCUCGAGAACUUUAUUUAGGGCAUUCAAAUAACGCUGAUGCUGAAAGAUUGCGUCCUGGCCGGCCGGUGACGUGACACUUGUUAUCGACGAACAUCGCUUGAGAUAAGCUAGGAAGUAUACAGUCAUCGGAGAUGCUGCUGCGGAUAUAUUCGUUGUGCAUCUUGGCACUGGAUCUCAUGACACUCAUCAUCGGAGUGUGCUACACAAUCCUGAUUGCUAUCUGCAGAAUGUUUAGACCACCGCCGUUGAAAAAUCUCAACUAUGAAGUGGCCAUGGUCGUAGGUGCAGGACGUGGGAUAGGCAAGGAACUUGCUCUACAGCUUUGUCAAUUUGGUGUCGUGGUUGCUUGUGUAGACAUUAAUGUAGAAACUUGCAAUGUUACUGUGCAACGUGCUCAACAGAUGCAUGGAAUAUGUAAAAGCUACCAGUGCGACGUGAGAAAUAAAGAUGCGGUUGCUCAAAUUGUAAAUCUUAUUAAGAUCGAAUUAGGAAACAUUACAAUGCUUUUUCAUUGUUGCGGUUUGCCCAGUCCACGUGCAUUAAUACAAGAAUCAUCAGAAGUAAGAGACACUAUAGAUUUAUCAGUCAUCAGUCAUUUUUGGUUGUUGGAUUCAGUUUUGCCAUGUAUGCGACAAACUGGUAAAGGCCACAUUACAAUCCUCUCCUCCGUCGCUGGUCUUUCCAAUGGAUCGAGCGGUCGAGGAACCCGGGUUCCCUUAUCUACUGCGCAAUUUGCAGUCCAAGGAUUAGCAGAAUCCUUACAUAUGGAAUUAAGACAUUCAAAUAGCAACAUCAUCGUUUCAUUGGUUCACGUUUAUCCAUUUGUCGUUGGAACGGAAGUUGCAAAAGAUAUACGUUUUAGAAUACCGAGUUACUUUGGUACAAUGUCUGCUGCAGAAGCUGCUAGACAAAUUUUAGAUGGUGUUCGCCGAAACUACGUGGAGUUUAGUGUACCAGGAUACUUGUUUUAUCUCGGACAUGUACUUAGGAUUCUUCCAAAAAAGGCGUCUUUUAUGUUGCGCGAUUUGUUAGAUACUGGAGUUGACUUUGCAUAAUAGUAA
Molecule: messenger RNA, 1213 nt
Organism: Cyphomyrmex costatus
Lineage: Eukaryota; Metazoa; Arthropoda; Insecta; Hymenoptera; Formicidae
Product: 17-beta-hydroxysteroid dehydrogenase 13
Exons: 7
Coding region: 284-1207 (307 amino acids)
Cellular component (GO): lipid droplet
Molecular function (GO): oxidoreductase activity, acting on the CH-OH group of donors, NAD or NADP as acceptor
Source: RefSeq, a predicted model, not a curated record